Cuculus canorus (common cuckoo) is the source of this 2009-nucleotide messenger RNA. It is a transcript of the gene POLD4, whose product is annotated as DNA polymerase delta 4, accessory subunit. Gene Ontology annotation, cellular component: delta DNA polymerase complex. Gene Ontology annotation, molecular function: DNA-directed DNA polymerase activity. The coding region runs from base 150 to 662 and encodes 170 amino acids. The record is from RefSeq and is a predicted model, not a curated record. NCBI's taxonomy places the organism in Eukaryota, Metazoa, Chordata, Aves, Cuculiformes, Cuculidae. Gene Ontology annotation, biological process: DNA synthesis involved in DNA repair; DNA-templated DNA replication. The transcript has 4 exons.
GCCACAGGCAAAUCAGCACCGGUGGUGGCACCUGCAGUGUCCCCGUGGGACAGUGUCACCAUGGCUGGGACGGGGUGGACAGCACCCACGGGUGACACAGCCAGAGCGCAGGGCAGAGGGUGACAGUGGCACGGCGUCCCGGUCCCCCCAUGCAGCGCCCCUCCCGCAUUACCGAGUCCUUCCCGCGGCGGCGGCGGCACCGGGACAGGGACAGGGACCGGGACAAGGGCUGCGGGACCCCCCGGGCACGGGACCCCCCCCCGGCCCGCCCUGUCCCGGACCCGACCCUGCUGGAGAUGCUGCGCAGCUUCGACCUGGCCUGGGAGUACGGGCCCUGCACGGGUGAGGCACCCCCGAACCCCCCGUACGGGGAUCACCCGGCUGCAGCGCUGGGAGCGGGCGCAGGCGCUGGGGCUGAGCCCCCCUGCAACUGUGCGAGAGGCUCUCCUGGAGCACCGCGACCACCCCGACAUUACCUACAGCCUCUGGCACGAGUAUCCGCUCUGACUCCCGCACCCCACGGAAGAGGGGGGGCCGUGCCGCUGCCCCCAAGCCUUAUCCGCAACCAAGGCUGCAGUGGGGCAGGUGUGGGGCUGCCGCAUGCUGCUUGGGGGGCACAGAUCGGGGGGAGCCCCUCUAUGGGGCACAGUCCCCCAGCCUGAGAGAGCCAGGGAGGUGUGACCCACAGAUCCCCCGUGUUACAGAGCAAAGGGCAACCCCUCUGACCCACAGAUCCCGUGUUAUUGAGCAGAUGGCAACGUCUCCGCCCCACAGAUCCCCUGUGUUGCAGAACAGAUGACAAUGCCUUUGCCCCACAGAUCCAUCCCUCUGCCCCACAGAUCCCAUGUUACAGAGUAGACAGCAAUCCCUCUGCCCCACAGAUUGCCCUUAUUACAGAGCAGAGGGCAACCCCUCUGCCCCACAGAUCCCGUUACAGAGCAGGUGACAAUCCCUCUGUCACACAGAUCCUGUGUUACAGAGUAGGUGGCAAUGCCUCUGCCCCACAGAUCCCAUUACAGAACAGGUGACAAUCCCCACCAUGGGGCAUCUGUGGGUCAGAAGAUGCUUCUCCCUUUCUCCAUAUCUGUUGGGAAUCAUGGACACGUUGGGGUGGGAAGGGAUCUCAAAGCCCAUCCAGUCCCACCCCUUGCCAUGGGCAGGGACACCUCCCAGUGGAUCAGGGGCUCCAAGCCCCAUCCAACCUGACCUUCAACACCUCCAGGGAUGGGGCAGCCACCACUGCUCUGGGCAACCUGGGCCAGGGCCUCAAAGAGAAGAGGAAGAGGCUUUGCUGCUCUCCUCUCCUGGAUGAAAGAAAAGCAGAGAAAAAUGACUUUGGAGUAGGCUGGGUGGAGAAAGGAAGGUGGAAGGGUACCAAAAAGGGCCAAAAAUUGGAGAAGAUGUAGUAAAAUCAGGUGAAGGUCAACCUGGGGUGGGAAAUUUUGGGGUUUGAGGGGUGGAGGUGACCGCGGUGACAUCGACCUGGCCAUCAGGAGUCCCAUGGAAUCGUUCCUCCAAAAGCAGAGAGGAAGGAAGAGCAACUGAGGCAUCAUCCAAGAGUGGUCCUGUGGGAUUUGGGGAAUGAAAAGGCACAAUUGUUGGGUGUGGAAUAAUUUUGUUGUUAAUUAAUCAUAGGAUGCGUUUCUUGAUUACUCAGGUUAUUGAUUACUGAAUUCAUUAGCGCUCUGGUAGCUUGUUGCUUAAUCAAUAAAAGCAAUUGGUUUUAUGCCAAGCCCCACAAUCCAGCGGUGGAAGGGAGGAUCUGGCAGGAGCUUGGGCUGAAUCCCAGGUGGGAUGGGACGGGAUGGGGAUAAUGGAGAUGAUUGGGAUGGAAAUGGGAUUGGGAUAGAGAUGGGAUUGGGAUGGAAAUGGGAUUGGGAUAGAGAUGGGAUGGAGAUGAUUGGGAUGGAGAUAGGUUCAUGAUGGGGACACGGACAGAGACAGAGAUGGAGAUGGGGAUAAGGUUCACGAUGGGGAUGCCCAGUCCUUGUCCCUGCCUGGCCCUUGUC